Molecule: messenger RNA, 4989 nt
Organism: Myxocyprinus asiaticus (Chinese sucker)
Lineage: Eukaryota; Metazoa; Chordata; Actinopteri; Cypriniformes; Catostomidae
Product: A disintegrin and metalloproteinase with thrombospondin motifs 3-like
Exons: 23
Coding region: 268-3819 (1183 amino acids)
Biological process (GO): proteolysis; extracellular matrix organization
Cellular component (GO): extracellular matrix
Molecular function (GO): metalloendopeptidase activity
Source: RefSeq, a predicted model, not a curated record
CCAGCUCAACUUAAUCACCACAAACUCGUCAAGGGGGAUGUCUUUCAAAUAAGUUUACAAAGCUGAGGCAUUGACCCAAGUUCUACAACUUUCAACUCACUUAACUUUUUGCUCACUUUUAAGCGGAUUUGAAAUCUUUAAAGAUCUCUUGUUUGAGGAUAAGUGGUGCUCGAUACUUUUUUAGAGGAGACAAGCGCGUGUUGAAACAUCCAACAUUGGAUUACAGUUUCUGUUUAUCGUCUUUCAGUUGAGAAAACCCGACUCGUGAUGGGUGUCCUGUCACUUAGGUUACUAAUAGUAGGAGUUGUAGUAAGUCUGACUUCAGCCGAUCUGGCUGGUGAAAGAAUAGACAAGGAAGACCUAUUGAAAAGACGUUUGAAAGAGUAUGGUCUGAUUACCCCCAUAAGCACCGAUGCAGAGGGACACUACCUCUCACAUCUCCUCUCAGCCAAUCACAAGCAGCGUGUGAAGCGCGAGGUUUUGGAAGGGUCAACUCAAGCAGUAGAGAAGCUGUUCUUUAACAUCACUGUCUUUGGCAAGGAAUUCCACCUCCGACUACAUCCCAACCACCGACUAGUAGCUCCAGGAGCCAUGGUGGACUGGCAUGAUGACAUUGAACCUGGAAACGUGACUCAGAACGGAGCCCACUCGGAGAGAAUACUAAGAAGGGAGUUUCUGAAAACAGACUGUAUAUUUAUUGGGGACAUCGCAGAUGUGCCUGGAGCCUCUGUCGCCAUUAACAACUGUGAUGGGCUGGCUGGAAUGAUUCGUACCGAUUCUGAUGAAUAUUUCAUUGAACCUUUGGUGCGAGGAACACAAGAACACGAGGAGAGAGGAAGAGUGCAUGUGGUGUACCGAAGGUCUGCAGUAUUGCAAGCUCUUUCAGACAUCUCCAUGGAUUACCAGCCGAACGAGCCUGAAUUGAAUGUGCCAAGAGUGCUGUACAAUGUUGCUAAACAAGUCAACCGGACUGCCAGGAGACGAAGACAUGCUGGUGAUGAUGGCUACAACAUUGAGGUUCUACUUGGAGUAGAUGAUUCUGUUGUCCGUUUCCAUGGGAAAGAGCAUGUGCAGAACUAUCUUCUCACCCUUAUGAACAUUGUGAAUGAGAUCUACCAUGAUGAGUCAUUAGGUGUUCACAUUAAUGUGGUCCUCGUGAGGAUGAUCAUGCUCGGCUAUGCUAAGUCAAUCAGUCUCAUUGAGCGUGGCAACCCUUCACGAAGCCUGGAGAACGUGUGCCGCUGGGCCUUCGUCCAGCAGAAAGAAGAUCCAGAACACUCUGAGUAUCACGACCAUGCCAUCUUCCUGACCCGGCAAGGCUUUGGCCCCACCGGCAUGCAGGGAUAUGCCCCUGUCACCGGGAUGUGCCACCCCGUCCGCAGCUGCACCCUCAAUCAUGAAGACGGUUUCUCCUCUGCCUUUGUAGUAGCACACGAGACAGGACAUGUUCUGGGAAUGGAGCAUGAUGGUCAGGGCAACCGCUGUGGUGAUGAGACAGCCAUGGGAAGUGUGAUGGCCCCUCUGGUGCAAGCAGCCUUCCACCGUUAUCACUGGUCUAUAUGCAGUGGACAAGAACUAAAAAGAUACAUCCACUCAUAUGAUUGCCUCCUGGACGACCCCUUCAAACAUGACUGGCCCCAGCUUCCUGAACUUCCUGGCAUCAGUUACUCCAUGGAUGAGCAGUGUCGAUUCGAUUUUGGAGUUGGAUACAAAAUAUGUACUUCAUUUCGCACAUUUGAUCCAUGCAAGCAGCUGUGGUGCAGUCAUCCAGAUAACCCUUACUUCUGCAAGACAAAAAAGGGGCCUCCAUUGGAUGGAACAGAAUGUGCACCUGGGAAGUGGUGUUACAAAGGUCACUGCAUGUGGAAGAACACCAACCAAGUGAAGCAAGAUGGAGCCUGGGGUGCCUGGAGCAAGUAUAGUUCCUGCUCUCGCUCCUGUGGAACAGGCGUGCGUUUCAAAACCCGCCAGUGCAACAACCCAGUUCCAUCUCAUGGUGGUCAAGACUGCCCAGGGGUGAACUAUGAGUACCAGCUGUGUAACACAGAUGAUUGCCCUAAACACUUUGAGGACUUCAGAGCUCAACAGUGUCAACUUCGCAACUCACACUUUGAAUACCAGAAUGCCAAACACCACUGGCUUCCCUACGAGCACCCAGACGCCAACAAAAGGUGUCACCUAUAUUGCCAGUCAAAAGAAACAGGUGACGUGGCUUACAUUAAGCAGCUGGCACAUGAUGGAACAAGGUGCUCUUACAAAGACCCGUAUAGCAUCUGUGUGCGUGGAGAGUGUGUGAAAGUGGGCUGUGACAGGGAAAUUGGUUCCAGUAAGGUGGAGGAUAAGUGUGGUGUGUGUGGGGGUGACAGCUCCCACUGCCGAACCGUGAAAGGAACCUUCACCCGAACACCCAAGAAAGCUGGUUACCUAAAGAUGUUUCUCAUUCCCCCUGGGGCUAGACAUGUGAUCAUCCAAGAGCAUGAGGCUUCUCCUCAAAUUCUUGCUAUCAAGAACCAGGCAACAGGACAUUACAUUCUAAAUGGCAAAGGGGACGAGGCAAGGUCUCGGCGCUUCAUUGAUAUGGGAGUGGAGUGGGACUACCUCAUUGAGGACGAUGCCGAGACUCUCCACACUGAUGGUCCAUUACAUGAUGCACUUGUUGUUCUGAUUAUACCUAAGGACAAUGAGACAAGGUCCACGCUUAUGUACAAAUACAUCAUUCAUGAAGACUCAGUGCCUAUAAACAACAAUAAUGUAAUUCAGGAGGACACGUAUGAGUGGGCAUUGAAGAGCUGGUCCCAAUGUUCAAGACCUUGUGCUGGAGGAUUCCAGUACACCAAAUAUGGGUGCCGUAAAAAAGGUGACAACAAAGUGGUGCACAGAGGCUACUGUGACAUUAGCAAGAAACCCAAACCUAUUCGCAGAAUGUGUAACUUGCAGGACUGUACACAACCACAAUGGAUCACAGAGGAGUGGGAGCACUGUACUAAAACUUGUGGGAGUUUGGGGUACCAGAUCCGCACCGUACGCUGUGUGCAGUUCCUUCAUGAAGGCACAAACCGCUCCAUCCAUAGCAAGUACUGCAGUGGAGAAAAGCCUGAGAUCAGGAGACCAUGCAACAGAGUGCCCUGCCCAGCCCAAUGGAGGACCGGGGCUUGGUCAGAGUGCUCAGUGACUUGUGGAGAGGGUGUGGCACAUCGCCUGGUCACAUGUCGCAUUGGCGAUCAUUGCACAGGCGAGAAGCCAGAGUCCCAGAGACCCUGCAAACCAGGACCCUGCCAUGAUGAGCCAUGUGGAGGAGACAAGUCUAUAUUCUGUCAAAUGGAGGUUCUAGCUCGUUACUGCUCUAUACCAGGCUACAACAAGCUCUGUUGUGAAUCCUGCAGUAAGAGAAGUGGCACAUUUGCUCCUCUUCUGCACGAAGCUACUGAGACGAUGGAGGAAGUUCACUUCAGUUCAGCCUCCCAACUUCUGGAGACACUCUCAACAUCAGUUAGUGAAACUCUGAAAGUUCCUUACCAGAACCAGCGGGGAUCCAAGUCACAAAGCCGACUUAUAAAGCAGACUCCCACACCCCCACCUCGUAAAGCCAAUACUGAGAACAGCAAGACUCAAAAACACCUCAAACCUGGUGCUAGGAACCUGCCUGCAACGUUGAUGCUUAGCCAAUGGAAUGAGAAAGCCGCUAAAGACACACCUUGGCAGUUGGAAAAUUUCCAGGAGAGUCAGUGGCCAACAGCAUUAUCUGAGUCCUCGUGGUGGCGUAGUGACUCGCCUCAAUCCGGGUGCCGGAGGACGAAUCUCAGUUUCCUCCGCGUCUGAGACCAUCAAUCAGCGCAUCUUAUCGUGUGGCUUGUUGAGUGCGUUACCGUGGAGACCUAGCGUGUGUGGAGGCUUCACUCUAUUCUCUGCAGCAUCCAUGCACAACUCACCACACGCCCCACCGAGAGCGAAUCACAUUAUAGUGACCACGAGGAGGUUACCCCAUGUGACUCUAACCUCCCAAGCAACCGGGCCAAUUUGGUUGCUUAGGAGACCUGGUUGGAGUCACUCAGCAUGCCCUGGAUUCGAACUUGCGACUCCAGGGGUGGUAGUCAGCGUCAAUACUUGCCCAUAUAAGUAUUAAUUAAUAUUCUGGCAUACAAAGUCACUUUCAAUUGCAAACUGCUUGCAGUCAUUUCUUUUUGUUUUCAUUUGUACUUUUGUUAGUUAUAAUGGAAGUGUACACUACUGAGGCUGUUUGUUGUAAUGGGGAGCACAUAGCAAUAAAGAACGUAAUAAACAUCACACUGUCUCUUGAGUACACUUUCAGGUUUGCUUUAUUGUUUCAUUAAAGAUUAAUCAAAUUUUUUAUUUGACUUUUUUCACUAUUGUGCCCUUAAAGACCCCAAUUAAGUUUUUAUUAUUAUUAUUAUGUUUUUUUAUUCUUUAAUCAGAAUUGCUUUAUAAUAAUAAUAAUAAUUCCUUACAUUUAUAUAGCGCUUUUCUAGGCACUCAAAGCAUGUUACAUCAUAGCGGGGGAAUCUCCUCAACCACCACCAAAUGCUUGAUCUCCAAAAUGAUACUGUUGUACAAACAUAUAACCUUUCCAAACAUACAAAUAUAACUUAGCAAGCAUUCUGUAUCCUCAGCUAUCCACCACUAUAGCCAGUAAAGUGAUUUGUAAGAAGAGACAGCAUAUGCUAAAAACACAUUUUUAAUAUGCAUGUCAAAUAUUUGUUAAAAGUGCAUUUGUAAUUCUGUUGUGGAAAUUACCCGAAUAUUUACUGUAAAGAGGAUGUGUCCUUCGCAUGCCUUUCACAUGUGAAAAUAUCAACAGAGAUGCCCAAUUACACCGUUCAUAUGAAACAUUAAUAAAUCCCACAUGGUUUUCACUACAAAGCUUUUAAUUGGAUCAAAUGUACAGUAUGCUGUAUAAGGAUAUGUUUGUUUGAGCAUUGAGGCCCACUUUAAUUCAGUCUAUUCUUAGUUUGUGCCUUUGUCUUCAUCACA